Molecule: messenger RNA, 837 nt
Organism: Notothenia coriiceps (black rockcod)
Lineage: Eukaryota; Metazoa; Chordata; Actinopteri; Perciformes; Nototheniidae
Product: leucine-rich repeat extensin-like protein 3
Exons: 5
Coding region: 133-837 (234 amino acids)
Biological process (GO): inner mitochondrial membrane organization
Cellular component (GO): MICOS complex
Source: RefSeq, a predicted model, not a curated record
UUCGAGCACGUCAUGCUACGGAAGUGCAGACUUGCCGAAACAGUGUGGGCCCUAGCAGGCUAUACUUAGCUAUAACAAAAGUACACUUUAACAUUUAGGCAUUAUAUGUAGAUAACUGACAUUUAACGAAAAAUGGGAGCAAACAACAGUACCCGGCGCGUGUCAUUUGAGUCGGACGAGAAUGAAAAUGUAUCGGUGGUGAAGGGCAUACGGCUUUCUGAGAAUGUCAUCAACCGUAUGAGGGAACCUGAAGCUCCACCUAAAGCUCCACCUAAAGUCCUGCCUGCUCCCUCUUCACCACCUUCUAUGACACCUACCAUCACUCCUUCUCCUUUCAUACGUCCAGUGCCUCCCAUCUUUGACCAUAUCACCCCAUUGCCUCCUCUCCCUUCCCUUGUAGAACCUGUUGCACCUCCUCCAGCUCCAUCUACCACAGAGACUGUGGCUGCACCUACACCUCCUCCACCUCCUGCUAAAACACCUACAGAACAGACAGCUGAGCCAUUCGCUGCACCUCCUCUGCCUGAGUUUACUGCUCCUUGUGAACCAGUUGCACCUCCUCCUCAGCCCCCAGUGGAGCCAGCAUCUCUUGUGCCUGAGCCAGUGGUAGUACCUGAGGUGAUCUCAAUCCCACCACCUCCUGCUGCUGCUGCACCACCCGUUGAUGAAGUGGCCCUGAGGAAAACCAUCACUGAUGAGCUGCACAAAGACAUGGAGCAGGAUCGGGCCAAAGCAGAGCAAGAGCUGCAAGCCUGGUUAGACACAAACACAGAGACACACAAACACAUGCACUGUUUUGCUGUGGAAUGCUCACUUAUUGUCUGUUCAGAGCAGUAA